AUGGGGGAUUCAAAGGCCGUGGCGGUGGAUGGCAGCGCCGCCAUACCCACCUCCAUCACCAACCUCGCUGCUCUGCAGUACCUAGCCAUGGGAGCAGACGGCAGCCAGCUGACUGGCACCUACGAGGGACUGGCCUGGCUCUCCUCCCUCUCCAACCUGCAAUCGCUUGAUUUGUCGUUCCUGCGGGCCUUGGAAUUCCCUGCCUGGGUGACUCACCUCUACAACCUUCAGUGUCUCAACGUGAAUGGGGAUGAGCCGCGGUGGCAGGGGCUGUUGUCUGAUGACAUCUCGCACCUCACCGCACUCACGAGCCUAUCUCUCUUUGGAAACAACCUGGAGGGAUACGUGCCUAAGAGCUUCUCAUCUUUCCUGAACCUGCAAUACCUACACCUCUCAUUCAACUAUCUGUCUGGUUACAUCCCCCGUGCCUUCACCACCAACAUCCAAAGCAUGUACGUCUCACAUUCCUUUCCUCAACUCAAGCUCCACCUCCCACCCCACAAUUCCCUCUAA
Messenger RNA from Closterium sp. NIES-65, 513 nucleotides. The record is from the annotation of a GenBank genome assembly. NCBI's taxonomy places the organism in Eukaryota, Viridiplantae, Streptophyta, Zygnematophyceae, Desmidiales, Closteriaceae.